Molecule: messenger RNA, 2619 nt
Organism: Macadamia integrifolia
Lineage: Eukaryota; Viridiplantae; Streptophyta; Magnoliopsida; Proteales; Proteaceae
Product: disease resistance protein RPM1-like
Exons: 2
Coding region: 136-2046 (636 amino acids)
Source: RefSeq, a predicted model, not a curated record
UUUCUUCCACUCAAAUUUUUUCCAUAAUGGACUUGACUUUGUGGGUGUGAAAAGAACACAAUGAGUAUUCCCUUCUUUUUACGUCGAUCAAGAAAGCUUCUUGUUUGUCAUUAAUCUAAUUCCAAUCCAUAGGAUAUGGCAGAAACCUCAGCGAAAUCCUUUCUGCAAGCAUUGCGUUCUUUAAUAUUGCAAGAGGAUGGACUGGUUUGCAAUAGGAAGAGUGAAUCCAUAGAAACAAUAAUCCAUGACGCGGACAAUUAUAUCGAUCAGUAUGUCCCUGAGACGAGAAGUCAAGAUGGGUCUGAUCAGAAGGCACAAUUUUGCAGUGAAUUAGAGAAGAUCGAUACACGUCUUGCCGGAAUUUCAAGCCAAAGAUCUCAACUCAACAUGCCACUGCUGCCGAUGUCAGAAGCAAAAGAAGAAAUUGGGCAAAGUUCUUCUGGUGAUGGUGUUGAUGUAGUAGGUGAGGAAUCUCUUGCUCCCUUUGCAUUGAAUUAUAGAAACUUGCCUUCUUGUCUCAGAUCCUGCUUACUGUACUGUUCUCUCUUCUCUGAGAAUAUUUUAAUAAGUAGAGGAAGAUUAGUUCGGCUAUUGGUUGCUGAAGGUAUUAUACAAGAAAGAGCAGGGGAAGUAAUGGAGAAUAUUGCUGAAGAAAAUAUCAACCAACUAGUUGGCCAAGGAAUGCUUCGAGUGGAAAUUAAAUACAAAAAUGAAGUGAUCGAAGUUGUGGACCCUUAUCUUAAAAUCUGUCGACAUAAGCUGCACCAAGGAAAAGGUAUGGAAGGGAAUCUACUGUUUUCAGAUUCUAAUUUUCCCAAGAGUUCCUCCAUAGUUUUCAUUCUAUACAGUGGUGAAACUAUCACUUGUAGUAGCUUCAAUGAUCACCCUGUGCGAUCAUUAUUUGUCAUUGGAGACAUUUCAACAGGAUUAACUUCUGCAGACCAUUGGGAGGAAGGCAUUCCUGACAAUCACUGGACCUGCAUAAGAAAAGCCAUCCAUAAUUUCAAUUUCUUGAGGGUUUUGGAACUUGAGAAUCUUUGUAUCAAGAGCUUACCAGAAGAAAUAGGAGAUCUGAUACAGUUGAGGUAUCUAGGCUUAAAACAUUCAGCACUGGAUGAGAUUCCAGAGAGCAUAGGUAAUCUUCAAAAUCUACAAACUUUGGAUAUUAGAUACCCAAGAAGUCUAAGGGUAUUGCCAGGAGCAGUUUUGAAUCUUCUACAGUUGAGGCACCUUAAGUUGUCAAUGAUGUUUAAAAUAAAAGUCCCCUCAGGUAUGGGUAUAUUAACAAACCUCCAGAGUUUAACUGGAUUAUAUGUAAGACAUGGCAUCAUUGAAGAAUUAAGAAGUUUAACUCAACUCAGGAAACUAGAAUUGAUUGAUGUAUCAGAAGAACAUGGCAGUGAGCUCUCUGCUUCUAUAAUGAAGAUGACAGGACUUGUGUCUUUAUCUCUGGCUACAAAAGACAUAAUAGCUUACCUACUCGACUAUGAGAAUGAUGAACUGUUGCCUACACUCGAGCAAUUUUCACCACCGCCAUCUAUCAAAAGACUUCACCUAUAUGGGCGUCUAAUGGAUCUACCUCACUGGGUCUGCACCAUGGAGAACCUCACUAUGCUAAAAUUAGUUUAUUCCUUUCUAUCUGAAGAAGCAUUUUCUGUACUUCAAUUUCUUCCCAACUUGAAAUAUCUAAGACUUUGGGGAGCUUACGAGGUCAAAGUAAUAAACAAGGAUUUUUUCAAGGUGGGUGGGUUUCCUAAGCUAGAGACACUUAUUAUUUAUUCUAAGAAUCUACUAGAAUGGACUGAGAUUGAAGAAGGGGCACUCCCAAGUUUGGCAUUCCUCUUCUUCCUCUAUUGUGAACGAUUGAGGAAUCUUCCAGAAGGACUGCAAUAUAUUAGCAUGCUAAGAGUACUGGAGAUAUGUCCCUUGCACCCAGAUCUUGAACGGAGGUUGAAAUGUGAUGGAGGCAAAGAUAAUUACAAGAUCAAACACAUCCCAAAAAAACUUUUUUUCUCUUCAUUCCUAAACACAUGGGUUGAAAUUUAAUGCCAUGUUCUGUCAACUGAAGAAAAAGAAAAUUACAAAAUGAAGCACAUCCCUUGGGUACGAAUUUUCUUUACAAUUUAAAUUAUUUUUGACUCUUACAUAUUUUUUUUUUUAAGGGGCACGAUAGGUCCAAUGGUAAGAUAUGAAUGUUGCGACUUGGUGGUCAUGUAGUUGAAACGGCCUCUCGACAUUCUCGUGGUAAGGCUAUGGAGUUCGCAUCACCCCAGACUUCACACAUGCGGGAGCCUCGUGCAUCGGAUCACAUUGUAGUGAUAUGAGCUACUUUUGACAUCUGUAAAUGAAUUCAUAUCUUAAAGGGUGUUUGCCAAGCUUGGUUGAAACAAAGAGAAUUAUAAGAUCAAACAUGAGCCAAGUGAAGUUCAUAUCCCUAUAUCUCGGGUGGCACAUGUAUCUAAUAAAUGAUUUUGUAAAAUAGAUCUCAAUAGAUUUCUAUUGAAUAAGGUAUCUUCUUAUUGGCAAUCCUUAAGGUGUCAAAUAUUUGUAAUUUUAUAUUUCUAUCUUCUUAGUAUGACACAUUUCUUCUUUUAAUAUGAAUAAAAAUGUCAAUUCAUA